AUGGCCGACGCAUCAUCGGCACACCUGCAGCACAACGGCAAUUCAAGCAGAAAGCUUCGGCUAGAGAAUCUGCCCUCUGAAAUAUGCGAUCUCAUACUUGCCUGUCUUGACUCUGCCGCCCCUUCUGAGCAGAGGUUCUGCGACGAGCCCACCUUUGAGCUCGUAAAAUCCGACACGCGUCCGUUGAAGACCUUGUCACAAGUUUCCCGAGCCUGGCGAUACUUGACUUUGCCGUGGUUAUUCAGGCACGUCACGUACUGCAUUACCGCAGAUCCUUUCACGGAAGGUCUAUAUCCAACUGUGGCUUUUCAUAUCGGCCGAGAAGCAAGACGCCUCAACUCUUUUCUUGAGAAGCAUUCUUUGCAUCGCUACGUCUCUUCAUUGGUCGUCUAUACAACCGAAGACGUUUGCUAUGGAUAUUUGGAUAGGGAAAGUCGGAUAUUCACUGCAGAUGAGAAAGGCGAGGCAAGUUUGGCAGAUGCGCUGUGGCCUGUACUUUUGUCUUCCUUGAACCCUGAUCGAGUCGUCAUCCUGGCUCCUCCGUUGAGCUUGGGCUCUUUGACAGAUGGCGUGCAUGUGGAUACGAAACAUGCUUGGGCAUUUGACAGUCCACUUCAGUCUCUGCAAGUUUCAAAGAAACGGCGACCCUAUGGACAGAAAAGCUUGACUCACAAUGGCUCAGCGGAAAGGCUCUUUGACGGCCGCCAAUGGUCAGAACUUGCGGUCAACGAGGGCUCCUUUAUCAGAGCUUACAGUACAUACGAAUAUUUUCUGAAGGAAAAGCCCUCUACCAUUCCGAGUCUGCACUGGCGUGCCCUCUAUGGCAGCAACUUUUUCCGUCAACUGACAUCCCUCCAUUACAACGCAAUUUUUCCAUUCUACAAUACCCUUGAGCUGUUCCUAAAUUUGGCACGAAUAUGUCCGAAUGUAACGCGAUUAAGUAUGCAAUUAGCGCCUAGCCUGAAGAGCGGUUUGCUCACCAAUAAGGAGCGCAUUGGCACCUCAGACCUCCGAGAUAUGUGGAUGGAGCUCGAGUCGGGCUACCAGUUGAUCAUCUUCGCCAUCAAGGAUAUGACACGCGAAGGAAAUCUGCGCGAGUUCAGGAGCCUAGACUAUGUAUCGUGGCCCGACGACCUGAAGGCCGUGUUAGAUGAAGGUAUCUCAGACGAUACUCUAGGCUGGCAGCCCCGCGAACCGGGCUAUUGGGCAACCGCUUGGCCAUUCAAUGCCGAACUUAGCAACUCUGUGACUACCGGAGAAGGGUGA
Molecule: messenger RNA, 1266 nt
Organism: Xylona heveae TC161
Lineage: Eukaryota; Fungi; Ascomycota; Xylonomycetes; Xylonales; Xylonaceae
Exons: 1
Coding region: 1-1266 (421 amino acids)
Source: RefSeq, a predicted model, not a curated record